Molecule: messenger RNA, 3045 nt
Organism: Spinacia oleracea (spinach)
Lineage: Eukaryota; Viridiplantae; Streptophyta; Magnoliopsida; Caryophyllales; Amaranthaceae
Product: glutamate receptor 2.1
Exons: 5
Coding region: 43-2835 (930 amino acids)
Biological process (GO): G protein-coupled receptor signaling pathway
Cellular component (GO): membrane
Molecular function (GO): ligand-gated monoatomic ion channel activity; G protein-coupled receptor activity
Source: RefSeq, a predicted model, not a curated record
CCUAAUAAAAAGCCUUACAAGGCAAAACAAUAAACUCAAGAGAUGAGACUUCUCUGCUUAUUACUCUUCCUAAAUCUCUCACUUAUAAACUUAAAACCAGUAUCAGCAAGAAGUAGCAAAACUACUAUAAUACCAGUAAAUGUAGGUUUGAUCUUGGAUGAGCAAGAUUGGAUUGGGGAGAUGUGUUACAAAUGCAUAAAAAUGGCGCUUUCGAGCUUUUAUGCUACUCAUCAACAUUACACCACCAGGAUUGUUUUACAUACAAAGGAAUACAAUCAUUAUGAUGUUGUUAGCGCCGCUGCUUCUGCCCUUUAUCUUAUCAAUAACGUCCAAGUAAAGGCAAUAAUAGGUCCACUUACAUCAACAGAAACCCAAUUUGUGAUAAAUCUUGGUACCAAAGCUCAAGUACCCAUCAUCUCAUACUCUGCAACAAGCCCUCUCCUUUCAUCUUUAGCAAGUCCUAAUUACUUCAUCCGAGCUACCCAAAACGACGUCACUCAAGUACAUGCAAUCGGGGCACUUAUCCAAGCAUUUGGUUGGAAAGAAGUUGUCCCAAUUCACGGACACGACGAGUACGGAAGAGGCAUUAUGCCUGAAUUUGUAUCAAUGUUACAAGAAAUCAACACACGUAUGCCUUACCAAAGUGUCAUUUCUCAACUUGUAACAGAUGAUCAAAUCUUGGAAGAGUUGUAUAAGUUGAAAACAAUGCAAACAAGGGUGUUUGUUGUUCAUUUGUGGCCUAAACUUGGGGUUAGGUUGCUCCUUAAAGCUAAAGAAUUAGGGAUGAUGAGUGAAGAUUAUGUUUGGAUUUUGAGUAAUGGGAUGAUUGAUUUACUCGAAUCUUUCGAUCGUGAUGUGCUCGAAUCAAUGCAGGGUGUAUUGGGUGUUAAAACUUAUGUUCCAAGAACACAUGAACUUCAGAAUUUUACUGGUAAAUGGUCAAUGAAAUUCAAGCAUGAUCACCCAAAUGUGUAUGGUUUAUGGGCUUAUGAUGCUACUUUCGCGCUAGCUAAAGCUGCAGAGGAAGCAUGUAUUAGUAAUACUAAUACUUGUAUUAGUAAUACUAAUACUAAUACUAAUGAUUCAACUGAUCUAGAAUAUAUUGCAGUCUCCAAUAUAGGGCCAAACCUUCUGCAAGCUGUGUCAGAAACUAAAUUCAGAGGUUUAGCAGGAGAUUUUAGCCUGAAGAAAGACAACGAGCUAAAAACAUCAGUAUACAGAAUCAUAAAUGUUGUUGGAAAUGGGUGGAAAGAUGUUGGAUUUUGGACUGCAGAAAAUGGACUUAUGAAAAACUUGAAGGGAAAUUUCUCUGAUGCUUAUUCUACAUCGAAGGCUAAUCUACGAGCUAUCAUAUGGCCAGGAGAAACUUUAUCUGUUCCAAAAGGUUGGGUUAUUCCUGCAAAUGAAAAAAAGCUGAGAAUUGGUGUUCCUGUAAGGUAUGGUUUUACUGAAUUUGUGAAAGUGCAGACAGAUUCUGAAACUAACACUACACAAGUUACUGGUUACUGCAUCGACAUUUUUGAUGCUGUUAUGGCACAGCUUCCUUACUAUGUUGCCUAUGAAUACAUUCCUUUUAUGGAUACGAAAGGAAUUGACUCGAGUUCUUAUAAUGAUUUAACUUACCAGGUUUAUCUUGGGAUGUAUGAUGCAGUUGUUGGAGAUGUUACCAUAGUAGCAAAUAGGUCACUGUAUGUUGAUUAUACACUCCCAUUUACAGAAUCUGGUGUGACAAUGGUGGUUCCAGUGAAGAAGAAGCAAACAAAGAAAGCAUGGUUGUUUAUGAAGCCAUUAACUUGGGAUCUUUGGGUUAUGACUUUUUGCUUCUUUGUGUUCAUUGCUUUCAUUAUCUGGGUUCUAGAACACCGUGUCAACGAAGAAUUCCGAGGCCCUCCUUUACAUCAAGCAGGCACCACUCUUUAUCACUCUUUCUCAACUAUGGUCUUUGCACAUAGUGAGAAUGUGUUGAGCAACUUAGCAAGGUUUGUGAUGGUGGUAUGGAUAUUUGUGGUGCUCAUCCUUACACAAAGCUAUACAGCAAGCUUGACAUCUAUGUUGACUGUACAACAGCUGCAACCUGCAGACUUAGGUGUAAAUGAACUGAUAAGAAAAGGGGAACCUGUUGCAUAUCAGCAUGGCUCCUUUGUUGAAGGACUCUUGAAAAAGAUAGGUUUCAAAGAAUCACAACUGAAAUCUUACAAGAAAUGUGAGGAGUUAGAUGAGUUACUGUCAAAAGGAAGCAAAAAUGGGGGUGUUGCAGCAGUUUUUGAUGAGGUUCCAUAUAUGAGGCUUUUCCUUGCUAAGUAUUGCCAAAAGUAUUCCAUGGUUCAACCAACUUACAAGACCGGUGGUUUUGGCUUUGUUUUUCCAAAAGGCUCUCCACUAGUACCUGAUAUUUCAAGGGCAAUACUAAGCAUAACAGAAGGGGAAAAGAUGGUAGCAAUUGAGAAAGAAUGGUUCAACACACAAGACAUUCGCGGGAGUUCUUCAAGCAACAUGGUUUCUAAUGACUAUCAGUUCAGUCUUGGACUUGAGAGUUUCUGGGGACUGUUUCUCAUUGCUGGACUAGCUGCAGCUUUUGCUCUUGUGUUAUUUUUAGUGGAUUUCUUGUACAAACAUCGGCUUAUAUGGAUGCAGAAUGGGACUUCAAUUCGGAGUAAAAUCAAAGAAAUGGCAAAGACGUUUGAUGAGGUUGACGAAUCAUCUCAUAAGAUUAGGAAGAAUCAGCAACUGGAAAAGAGUUGUCGUGGUUGUGAGAAUAAUCGGGUUGAUGAUGUUGCUGAAAGUAUGGUUCAUACAAAUUGUCCUCCUAGUCCAUUGAGUGUUCUGAAUGAUUGAAGAGUGAAGAAGAAGACAUUCAUGGUAAAGAUGAGAACUACAACAUUACUCUGCUGAAACAUACUGUAACAUACACUAGCUUAGGAUAUAGAAAUAACAAUCCUGCUAUAUAGGAUAGUUUACAAGUUACAUAUUGAAAUUCAAUAGAAGUAGUUGAUUGUAAUUUUCAAAAAAAAUAUAUAUAAAAAAAAUUUAUUACAUACGACCUCC